UGUUGCUAUUGAGUUUCUAACUAAAACGUAAUAAAUGCAUCGUGUUGGAUAUGAUAAGUUUGAAGACAUGCAAGGUGUUUUUACUGUUUAAUAUGCUCUUCAUUUUAAAACAUUAAGGAUUAAGCUUUCAUACAUAAAUUAACAAUGGGAAAUUGUUUACAGGGAAGUAGACGUACACCUUAUCAUAACCAAAGUGGACAUUCCACAAAUCCACAAGGUAUAGAACCAAACCAGUUAUACCCAGUUCUACAGCAAGAUGGCAGUUCUAUCAUGGCGUCAGCUCCACCACCAUAUUCGGAAAGGGAUCCAAACAUACCACAGAUAUCAAACGGCAGACAAUCUGUUCGACAUGUGCAGAGGAACAGACCAUCGAUGUUCGCCCAGGAACAGAAUCCAACAGAAAACAACAAAAUCUUGGUAGCAGCUAUUGAUUUUGGAACGACAUUCAGUGGGUAUGCAUUUUCUUUCCGACAUGACUACGAAGCAGACAAACUGAAAAUAUCAACCAAUCUUUGGCCUCAUAACAGUGGGUUGUCGACAAAAGCUCCAUCGGCUGUUCUGAUUGGGCCCGAUAGACAAGUUGUUGCAUUUGGUUACGAUGCUCAAAAGAAGUAUGCAGAUAUAUUGGAAACUGACAAUGGGUCUGAAUACAUGUAUUUCCAGAAAUUUAAGAUGAUACUUUACACAACAGAGAACUUAAACAGCCAAACUCUGAUUUAUGACGUCACUGGAAAGGAGAUGCUAGCUAUUGAUGUAUUUGGUCUGGUGAUAGGUUAUCUGCGGAACCAUUUGCUACAGCGACUGCGCGGGAGAGACAAUCAAACUAUCUUUCAAGAAAACAUGAUACAAUGGGUGGUAACUGUUCCGGCCAUUUGGAAUGACAAAGCAAAGCAGUUUAUGCGACGGGCAGCAGACCAGGGAGGUAUCAAGAAUGAAAAUUUGACAUUAGCAUUGGAACCCGAGGCAGCAGCUUUAUACUGUAGAUAUAUCCCACAGUGCAUUAGUGCAGCCGGAAGUACGAUGUCUACAACUGCAUUAGGAAAAGGAACAAAAUAUCUUAUCUUAGAUUUGGGAGGAGGGACCGUUGAUGUAACAGUUCAUGAAAUACAAGAGGAUGGCGCUUUACAAGAAGUUCAUUACGCUUCCGGAGGUUGUUGGGGUGGUUCCACAGUUGAUAUGGAAUUUAGGAAUCUAUUGAUCAACAUUUUCGGGUCUCAAGUUAUAGAAGAAGCAAAUUCAAAAUAUCCACACGAAAUACUAGAUCUGUUCUUAGACUUUGAAAUGAAAAAGAGAACUUUUGAACCCGGACAAACGACAAGCGUUGCAUUAAAAUGUCCGGCAUGCUUAUACGAUAUUUUUAAAGACAGAAACAAUAUAACAAUACAAGAACACAAUACACAAAGCGAAAUGAAAGAAGCCGUAGAAUUCAAAAGAGAUAAGAUUUUCGUCUUUGCUUCUACCUUUAAGUCGUUGUUUGACAAUUCAGUGGCUGCCAUUGUUCAUCACCUUAACGAGUUGCUCCACACAUCGCCGGUUACAGGUGUAACAACGAUCCUCCUGGUGGGUGGAUACUCUGAUUCGUAUGUGAUCAAGGACGCUAUAGUUUCAAACUUUCCACACAUGCGCAUAAUAAAUCCUGACGAUUGCUCGUUAGCUGUUCUGAAGGGUGCAGUUCUUUUUGGACAUGAACCAAACGCGAUUACAUCACGAAUAUGUAAAUAUACAUACGGGGUUGUAAUGAACAAACUGUUUAUUGAUGGUGUUCAUCCUGACAGUAAACGACGUAGGUACAACGAAAUGGACAUUUGCGAUGACAUAUUUGAUAUUCAUCUGCAUAAAGGAGAAAAAAUCGAAAUAGGCAAACCGAGACCAGAGAGAGCUUAUUACGCACCAUAUAUUGGCGCAGACAGUGCACUUUUGGAAGUGUAUGCUUCAACAUGCGAGUCACCAACAUUUGUGACAGAAGAUUCGUGUAGCUAUCUUGGCAGUCUCGUUAUACAGCUAUCACCAGAUGCCAAUGACAAAAUGAAAGAACAACUCAUCAAUGUUAGUUUUCACUAUUGUGGCACAGAAUUAGAAGUUGCUGCUAGGGAAGAAAAAACUAGAAACGUAAUGAAGGCAAAGUUUGAUUUUAUAGGAUAGCAUAUAUUGCAGAUCGAUAUAAAAUGAUUUUUUUGUGAAUAUUCUGAUGAUUAUAAUGUAAUUUAUACAACUAGAAACUAAACUGAAAAAAAGAAGAUGUUGAUUCUAGUCAAUUAAAUUAAAGUU
Messenger RNA from Mytilus trossulus (common blue mussel), 2268 nucleotides. Its product is annotated as heat shock 70 kDa protein 12B-like. Gene Ontology annotation, molecular function: ATP-dependent protein folding chaperone; ATP binding. The record is from RefSeq and is a predicted model, not a curated record. Bases 145 to 2142 code for a protein of 665 amino acids. NCBI's taxonomy places the organism in Eukaryota, Metazoa, Mollusca, Bivalvia, Mytilida, Mytilidae. The transcript has 8 exons.